This is a messenger RNA of Pelodiscus sinensis (Chinese soft-shelled turtle), 2943 nucleotides long. The record is from RefSeq and is a predicted model, not a curated record. Lineage: Eukaryota; Metazoa; Chordata; Testudines; Trionychidae.
AUGGGGCGCUGACUAAGAACCAUGAGAAGAGUCUUCAGCUGGAAGGACUGGAACAAAUGGCUCCAUGUGGGAUGUUACUGGGAAGAUCUGAAGGGCAUAUUUCCCAGAAUCCUGAGCAGGGAGAGACCUGUAAGAGUCAGCAUAGCCCACAAAGGCAGCAGGAAAACCAUCCAGAGAAGGCACAGGGUAAAUCCAAUCAUAGGAGCAGAGGGGUGAAAAGAAACACAGCAACUGUUCAACAGGAAAUCCCCCAUCAACAAGCUCCCUGUGCUUACCGUGACUGUCCAACUCUUAUUGACCAUCAAAGAACCUACACAGGAGAGAAGCCCUUCAAAUGCUCCGACUGUGGGAAAUGCUUCAGUCAGAGCUCAGACCUAAUUAAACAUCACCGAAUCCACACAGGAGAGAAACCCUACAGCUGUUCUGACUGUGGGAAAAGCUUCAGUGAGAGGUCAUACCUUGUUAGACACAGGAAAAUCCACACAGUGGAGAAGCCCUUCCAUUGCUCUGACUGUGGGAAAAGCUUCAGUAGGACCACAUAUCUUGUUAGACAUAGGAGAAUCCACACAGGAAAGAAACCCUUUUACUGCUCUAACUGUGGGAAAAGCUUCAGGAGGAGUUCACAUCUCGUUAGACAUCAGAGAACCCACACAGGAGAGAAAUGUUUCAUCUGCUGUGACUGUGGGAAAAGCUUCAGUGACAAACCAGACAUUCUUAGGCAUAGGAGAAUCCACACAGGAGAGAAACCUUUCAGCUGCUCUGACUGUGGGAAAACCUUUGGGAGGCGCUCCAGUCUUCUAAGUCAUAAGAGAAUCCACACUGGGGAGAAACCCUUCAGCUGCAUUGAGUGUGGGAAAAACUUCAGUAGGCGCUCAAGUCUUCUUAGUCAUGAGAGAACCCAUGCAGGGGAGAAACCUUUUAGCUGCUCUGACUGUGGGAAAAGCUUCAGUAGGAGUUCACAUCUCAUUAGACAUCAGAGAACCCACACAGGAGAGAAACGUUUCAUCUGCUGUGAUUGUGGGAAAAGCUUCAGUGAGAAGUCAGACCUUCUUAGACAUAGGAGAAUCCACACAGGGGAGAAGCCCUUUGAUUGCUCUGACUGUGGAAAAAGCUUCAGUGUGAGGUCAGACCUUCUUAGACAUAGGAGAAUCCACACAGGGGAGAAGCCCUUUGAUUGCUCUGACUGUGGAAAAAGCUUCAGUGUGAGGUCAGACCUUCUUAGACAUAGGAGAAUCCACACAGGGGAGAAGCCCUUUGAUUGCUCUGACUGUGGAAAAAGCUUCAGUGUGAGGUCAGACCUUCUUAGACAUAGGAGAAUCCACACAGGGGAGAAGCCCUUUGAUUGCUCUGACUGUGGAAAAAGCUUCAGUGUGAGGUCAGACCUUCUUAGACAUAGGAGAAUCCACACAGGGGAGAAGCCCUUUGAUUGCUCUGACUGUGGAAAAAGCUUCAGUGUGAGGUCAGACCUUCUUAGACAUAGGAGAAUCCACACAGGGGAGAAGCCCUUUGAUUGCUCUGACUGUGGAAAAAGCUUCAGUGUGAGGUCAGACCUUCUUAGACAUAGGAGAAUCCACACAGGGGAGAAGCCCUUUGAUUGCUCUGACUGUGGAAAAAGCUUCAGUGUGAGGUCAGACCUUCUUAGACAUAGGAGAAUCCACACAGGGGAGAAGCCCUUUGAUUGCUCUGACUGUGGAAAAAGCUUCAGUGUGAGGUCAGACCUUCUUAGACAUAGGAGAAUCCACACAGGGGAGAAGCCCUUUGAUUGCUCUGACUGUGGAAAAAGCUUCAGUGUGAGGUCAGACCUUCUUAGACAUAGGAGAAUCCACACAGGGGAGAAGCCCUUUGAUUGCUCUGACUGUGGAAAAAGCUUCAGUGUGAGGUCAGACCUUCUUAGACAUAGGAGAAUCCACACAGGGGAGAAGCUCUUUGAUUGCUCCAAUAGUGGGAAAAGCUUGUCAGCACUCAACUCUUAAAAAUCAUCGUACAGUUCACACAGGAGAAUCAUAGACUCAUUAAACCAUAGAACACUAGAAUGGAAAGGGACAUUGAGAGGUUAUCAAAUCCUCUUUCCUGUCAUCACAGCAGGACCAAGCACCAUCUUCAUCAUCCCUCAUAGAUGUCUGUCUAACCUGCUCUUAAAUAUCUCCAGUGAUGGGGAUUCCACAAUUUCCCGAGGCACUUUAUUCCAGUGUUUAACCACCCUGAUGGUUAGGAAGUUUUUCCUAAUGUCUAACCUAAACUUCUUUUGCUGCAAUUUAAGCCCAUUGCUUCUUGUCGUAUCAUUAGAGGUUGAGAAUAAUUUUUCUCCCUUCUCCUUGUAACAUCCUUCUAGGGACGUGAAAACUACUAUCACAUGUAGACUGCAGAGUUUUAUAAAGGGUUAUGUAAUGUGCUUCAUGGGUGGUCUGAAAACAAAUGUUAAGCAGCUAUAAUUCUGCCAGCCACCUUUCUCUACUUAGCAGGGAGGAACAGUCUUCUAGGCCCUCAAUAAAGAUAUAUCAGACAAACUGCUUUUGUCUGUAUCUGAUGUCAUAGGAAAAAGAUCAAAAGAAUCCUUUUGUUUCAGCAUGAUCACACUAAUGCUUUUAGAAAUAAUUAGAAUUUAUUUCAGUGUUUCAAUUUAUUUUAGUAUUUACCCAUUCUGACAGGAAGUUUUUCUUAAUGUCCAGUCUAAAUAUUUUAGAUAUUUUAAUUUGAAAUUUCAUGGUGUUUCCUCUAAGGUGCGUACCUGCGUGGCCAUGCACAAAAAAUUCUGAGCCUGCUCACGUCCUUUUCAGAGCCAUACAGCAGCACUUACCUUCCUGGAAGUGAGUGGCGUGGCUGCCUCUGGGGCUGGGGCUGUGUUGGGAGGUGGCUGCCGCCAGGACCAAGGCCAUAUGGUGGGCAGCUAGUGCUGCCUGGGAUUGGGGUUGUGGGGCUGGCGGGCGGCUGCUGCUGCUGGCA